Messenger RNA from Hippocampus comes (tiger tail seahorse), 5676 nucleotides. It is a transcript of the gene nin, whose product is annotated as ninein (GSK3B interacting protein). Gene Ontology annotation, biological process: centrosome localization; microtubule anchoring at centrosome; centrosome-templated microtubule nucleation. The record is from RefSeq and is a predicted model, not a curated record. Lineage: Eukaryota; Metazoa; Chordata; Actinopteri; Syngnathiformes; Syngnathidae. Gene Ontology annotation, molecular function: calcium ion binding. Bases 287 to 4270 code for a protein of 1327 amino acids. Gene Ontology annotation, cellular component: mitotic spindle pole; ciliary transition fiber; pericentriolar material. The transcript is spliced from 25 exons.
GCCGCCGCCGAAGGAGGAUGGUACUCACUCUCAAAUAGCCGCCCAACCCUGCCGACAAACACAUCCUGUCUCGCGGUUGAAAGCACUUUUACAUUUCGAACGCAUAAUCGUAUCGUACUUUCAAGGUUUUGAUAUCGAUGAAACCGCGACGCGCCUUGUGUGGAGGGCAUGUAGAAAAAAAAGUUUCGUUUUAGCGUUUGAGUUUUUUUUUUUUCACCCCUCGGUUGGACACGCAGGGGCGUUUUUUUCAAGUUUGGAGAAUUAGGGCAGGUUGCUGUCCUGUGGAAUGGAUGACGUCCUGGAGCAGGACCAGUAUGAGGAGCGCCUGAAGGAAGUUUUUGAUGGCUUCGACGCUAGUGGUUGUGGCUCACUGUGCCCGGAGGAGCUGGCCGACCUCUGCCUGUCACUGCACUUGGAGGACGUGGCCCCGGCCCUACUUGACGCGCUGCUGCAGGGUCGGGACCGCAUCACAGACAGGGUUGACUUUGAGCAGUUCAGGGAUGCGCUGAUUCUGGUGUUGUCAUCCGGCAUCGAGGCUCCCCGAGCGCAACGGGAAGUCCCGUCCAGACCAGAGUCACCCGAUAUCCAACCAAAGUUUGUGAAGGGCAGCAAACGUUACGGCCGUCGCUCCAAGCCCGAAUCGGCCAACGCCAUUUUAGACUUUUGCGAAGACGAGCACAAUCAAGGCGAAGACACCACAGGCGGCGAGGACACCAAGGACAGCGAUGACUCGGCUGUUCCAAGGAAACGUGAGCGCUGCAAUGCAAAUGAAACUAUCACGGAGGAGUACGAAGCAGAAGGCCAGAUGCAUCUGUGGAACCCAGAUGAGCCGAGUACGACUCGAGGAUGUGUUUCGGCGGCUCUGAAGGAGAGGCUCCAGGAAGCCUGCGAAGAGUUGGCCAUAUCUUGGCAGGGACGCGCCGGCCACACGGAGCUGCUCGCCCUAUGCGAUUAUUUAGGCUUGGAGUUGAGUGCGGAUGUACUCCAUGGCUUGAACGGGGACGGAUGGAUCAACGUUCAAGAGUUUGUUUCCAUGGUUUUAAAGUACAACAAGCCCGCCACCCCGUCGGCCUCCACCCCGUACAGGCAGCUGAAAAGACAACACUCCACUCAGCCCUUCGAUGAGGUGGGCCGGCGGAUUGCCAAUCCUUGCGCCCUGAUGGGCAGCGUCGGCAUGAGUCUGUUCUCGACCCUGGACGACGGCACUGGCUUCACUCCGGUCGAAUCCAUCAUCGACGCCUGGAUGGAGGAAGGCAUCGAAAAUAGCAUUGAGAUCCUGCAGGCAUUAAAUUUCAGCCUUGAGGGCAAGCUCAGUCUCUGCGAUCUGACCGUCGCGCUGGAAAAUGAACUCCUGGGCACCAAGAACGGAAUCCACCAGGCAGCGCUGGCCAGUUUCAAAGCAGAAAUCAGACAUCUCCUUGAGCGCGUGGAAGGCGAGUUGAGGGAGAAGGAGAAAAUCCGCUCGGACCUGGAAAAGGCGGAAAGGCUGAAAACCCAGCUGGCCACUGAGGUGGAUGAGCAUCACUUGUCAAUCGAGCGCACAAAUCAUCUUAACCUCAGGAAGCUCGAGGAGAUGCACCAAGAGAAGCUUGCGGCAGUGCGCUCGGAGCUGAUGAAGGAGAUGGACCUGAUCCGCCAACAGGCGGCGCAGCAAUGCGAGGAACUGGAGGCCGAGGUGGGAAAGAUUAAGGAGGAUGAGUCCUUCCUCCGGGACCACCUCUCCAUCUCCGUCAAGGAAAACAGACGUCUGGAGAUGGACUUGCUGGACUGCAGUGAACAAUUGACCAAGGCCCAAAGCCAAGUGACAAAACUGCAGGCAAGUUUGGACAACGUGAUGAAAGAGAAGUUUGGCGACCUGGACCCCGGCAGUGCUGACUUCUUCCUGCAGGAGGAACGCAUUAAGCAGUUGCGACUGGGCUACGAAGCGCAGUGCAGGGAAUUGCAGGAUCGUGUGGAUGAGCUGCAGUCCCAGCUGCAGGACUUCCACAGCUUGGGCCGAACUCGGCAGCGCUGCCCCCAGCCACUCUCAGAGGAGCUGGAAAGCAAAAGCCCCGGCGUGGAGUCGGACCCGGGCCUCGGAUCGGAGGAAGUGCAUCCCUUCAUCAGUAUGAGUCUGGAGGCGGAGAUGAUGCUGGAGCAGCAAAAGGAGCAGCAUUUGCGCCAAAUGGAUGACUUGAAGAACCAGCUGGAGACCAAAAUCAUUGAAUUCAACGCUGCGGUUGAGCAACACGAGGUCCAGAAGACGGCACUGGCCCUCCAGCACCGACAGGAGUUCCAGGGCUCGAGGGAGGAGUUGGCCACCAUUCGGUCACGAGAGCGGGAGCUCCAGAGCCAGCUUGAGCUGGCAGAACUGGAGCUGACCCGCCUGGAGGAGGAGACGAGCACCCUUCGGCGGCAGCUCCUUGAGGUGGAGGCCGUCGCGGCGGAAAGGGAGGAGCAGCUGAGGAACCUGCAAGAGCGAAAGGCAGACCUAUGCGCUGAGAUGGAGGAGCUACGAAACCAACACGCCAGUCUGGUAAAGGCUCUGGAAAAGAAGAACAUGGAAGAGUUGGAAACCAGACUGCAGGACUGGGAGAAGAAACGCCAGCAAGAGACGGACGAGUUGGAGAAGAGCUGGAUGGAUUGUUUCGAAAAGGAAAAAGAACAACUGACGCAAAGACAUCAGGAGGAGCUGACAGCCAGACUUGAUGAGGCGAGGUCCGGCUUGGAGGAGGAGCACGACCGCACUGUGAAAAGGCUGACCGAGGAGUGGCAGAGGCAGCGAGCUCACCUGGACGAGCAGAACAACGAGUCCCUGCAGGCGCUGCUGGAGGAGGCCAUGCUGAGGCUGGUCAAGGAGCAGGAGGACAAGGAGACCCAGCUCCAGGAGCAGUGGGAGAGCGAGAAGCUGCGUCUUCAAGAACAGCACGAGCAGCGGGAGGCCAAGCUCAAGCAGGAGUGGGAGCGGGAGAGGCUGCAGCUGGAGGAGGACUAUGAAGGCAUGCUCCAGGAGAGACUGGACGAGGAACGGGAGAAGCACGAGGCAGAGAAGGAGGAGCUGGAGAGGAGGCUGGAAGGCCUGGCGGACCUGCAGGUAGAGAGCCACCGGGAGGCCCUGCGAGAGAUGACCGUCCAACAUGCAGAAGAGAGGAACACGCUCAGUGAGAUGCUGGAUAAGCUACGGGGCGACAUCGCUCAGGAGAGACAUCAACUGGAGCAGCUCAACCAGGACAAAGUUGCCGCCGAACAGCUAGCAGAGAAUCUCAACAAAGAGAUGUCCGACCUUCGCUCGCAAAGCCGGCGACUUCACAACGAGAACGGGAUGCUGGCUGAGAAGAAUGCCCGCAGCCUGGCCGACGUGGACGAGCUCAAGCGGCAGCUGGCCGAGCUGAUAAAAGACGACGAAAAGCAGGAGGCGCUCACCGGCGAGGAGAAGAAAGAGCUCGCAGCUUGCGUGCGCGCUCUGGAGGCCGAGUUGACCAAAGCUGUGAAGGACGCAGCCAGGCUGGAGGACAGAAACGCCGAGCUGGCCCGGCAGGUGUCCGGCCUCGAGGAGAAGCUGAUGGAGGCGGACUCGAUGGAGAAUCAUCUCAGCCACCUGACGGACGGCCGAAAAGAUGCGGCCAAAGAGACCCGGGGUCUUCGCAAACAGCUAGCUAAAUUCCAGGAGCGGGUGAAGAGCAUGGAUGACACCCUCCAGGCCCUGAGUCAUCAGAAGGCUUGCCUGCGGUCGGAUCUGCGCAUCAUGCAGCAGGACCGAGAUUCACUCCGCCAGGAAGUCGCCGUCCUGCGCAAGCAGCUGCAGAACGCCUCCGACAAGAACCAUAUUUUGGAGCUGGGCUUGCACGAGUCGCCCAUCCAAAGUCCCAGCAGGAAGCUCCAAAGAGACGGCGCGCUACAGCCGAAGGAACAAGACGACAAGGUCAGCAUCCUGUCGCUGAAGCAGCAGCAGCACAAAAACAGCCAGGCGAUGCUGCUCAAAGCCUUGGAGAAGGAGAACGCCUCCCUCAAGGAGGAAGUGGAUGCCCAGAAGCUGCUCAUCGAGGACCUCGCGGCGAAGGAAGGACAUGCACAGCUGCAGGAGGAAAAUGAGGCGCUCAAGGCCGAAAUAGCUCGGCUCACUGCGAAACUCUUUGAGUCAUACCAGGUUCACUUCACCGGACUCUUGCCGACGUCGCCACACAGGACGGCAAGAGGACAUCGUUCAGACGCCGACGUCGGGCAGGGAGCUGCGGCGGAGCAGCGAGCUCACACCAACGCGGAAGGCUACCGGCGGCUCGGCGGGCUUUAACGCCACUGUCUUCUUCUAUCUGCCAAGAUGGCCGCUCUGUACUUAUCUUUUUAUUUAGGGCGUCCUCGAUGACGACGCAAAUAUGUGAACGUGUCAAUGCAUUGCACCGCUGCUAGGUGGCGCCAAAGUUUCCCAAUGGGAUUUCAAUGGAGAUGAUCUCGAAAAUGUUUCGUGUUGUUUUGAUUCAAUGCUCUUGUUCUCAAAAGAGAGGGAAGUCCUUUUAAUUAAACGCAGCGUAUGCUUUCUGCACAUAAUGCUAAUGUGAUUGUUUGCUAAUGAUCAGGCAUGACAAAGCUUCCGAGACUCAGCUCGCCAUCAAAAUAUUUAGUUACACGGGUCCCACGACUGUCUGGGUUUCUUUUUUGUUUGGCCUUUUAUGAGAAUUUGACUUGCACAUGAUGUUGAUGAAUGUUUGUUCAAGCUGCAGUUUUUUUGUUUGUUUGUUUGUCAUAAGGGACUUUUUCCCCUGUUUUGCUGCUGUACCACUAAAGGUGGAUCAUAAUUUUUUAUUUUUUUUUGUUGGGUUUUCAAGAUGAGAAGAAGAAACUGUUAAAUUAUCACACACACACUCACCUCAGUUGAUUUUGAAUGUUAAUGAGUUAUUUAUUUAUAUAUGUUGUCGUCACACGAGCCAUGCGUUCACAGUUUUAUUAUUAUUAUUAUUAUUUAUGAGUAUGUUCUUUAAUUUAUUCAUUUUGGGGGUCGAUUCCAUGAUUUUUGUAUUUAAUUUUUUUUUAUUGCACAUUUCCCUCCCAUAUUGAUGGUACAGCGUUUCCUAUCGCAAGUGACAAAUGUUGCCAGGGUUACCAAAAUAAGGUGACAUUAGGGUAUGGACUCAGAUUUAGCCGUUGAGCCACGUUCUUACUUGGACCGACAACCAGGUGUUCACCGAGAGGUAGAGCUCCUCGGUUGGUCUUGUACAUAUUUUCUCAUUUCCACUGACUAAUUUUGAUGAGGUUACCAAGAUGAUCAUUAGGGUACCGACUUUAAAUGAUUGGGGAAAGGAUGGAUUUGGAUUUACCUGUUCAUAUAUGCCGGUCCUCCAGUUUUCAACUAGAAGAAUAGUUCCUGUAUUGAUUCGGUCCAUAUUUUCUUGCUUCCAUUGACAAAUGUUUUAAAACAAACAAUACCAAAAUAAGUCAUUGGGCACCGACUUCCAAUGACUGAGGACGGAAUGGAUUCGUUUUUACCCGUUCACCUGCGCCUAUUGCCCAAUUCCCACAUAUGAGCUCUUGUUCCUGGAUCAUUUGUACAUAUUUUUUUUACUCCACUGACAUUUUUUUUUAAAUCUUUUGACCACACAAUUUCCUACCUCCCAUUUUAUUUUUCAUGUUAUUAUUCUUUUUCUGAAAUGUAACAGACAUGAUGUGAUGGAAUCGAAUAAAGUUUCCAGCAAAUACAGGUCA